Molecule: messenger RNA, 765 nt
Organism: Mangifera indica (mango)
Lineage: Eukaryota; Viridiplantae; Streptophyta; Magnoliopsida; Sapindales; Anacardiaceae
Product: small polypeptide DEVIL 16
Exons: 1
Coding region: 387-563 (58 amino acids)
Biological process (GO): negative regulation of cell population proliferation
Source: RefSeq, a predicted model, not a curated record
GCGUGACCCUACAGCAAUUCAAACGCGCUUGCGGAAAAUUUUCUAAUAUCAGUACUUGCAUUAUUCAUAAGCCUAUUGGCUGCCUUCUCUUACUAUAUAGCAAUUCAAAAUGCUGCCUCGUUUAGUGGGUUAGGGUUUAGAAGAGUUGAUAAUAUUAAUUUCAGGUGAAAAUUAGGCAGGAAGAACAUUGGUCCAUACUGGUUUUUUUUUUUUUUAAAUAUAUUAUAGCCAAAUUUAGAGAACUGGCAUAAUUAGCCCAUCCCACCAUUGUCUCUCAAUCCUCUUUCUAUAUAUACAUACACCAGUCUUGCCCACUUCUCUCUACCUUUCAUAAUUUUACUGCUUACACUAGCAGCAGUGAUACCAGCAGCUGAGGAAACUUAUCCAUGGCAGCAGGCAAGGAAAUAUACACAAACAGCUUUAAUAAUCAGCACGCCUGUGACCGUUGCAGAUCCUUUGGGCAGAAGUGCAGUCAUCUUUUGAAGAAGCAACGAGCGAAAUUCUACAUCCUCCGCCGUUGCAUAGCAAUGCUCGUCUGCUGGCGCGAGCGUGGCGAGUCUUGAUUGAUACUUCAGAUUGCAGCUUUGUUUACUUGACUUUGCUAUAUAUAGUGUGAUAAUAGAAUUACAUACUUUUUGUAAUUGUAGCUUAUAUUUUAGGAUAACUCAGUAGAGAGCUUGAUGAAAUUAUUAGCUUCUCAAAUAAAUUAAUGGUAGAUCUGUCCAUGUUUCUAUAAUUUAUGCAACUUAAUUUCUCCUUUUUUCC